AUGCAUAGAACGGGAAGACUACCGAGUAAAUUGUCAAUAGAAACAAAACUCGGUGAUGAUGAUUAUGCUGCCCCUAGUAACUCCGGCAAUUCUGAGAGCAGCAAUUCAAAUAGUGCAUCUGUGACUAGUGACAAUGCAAUCACCAGCAAUAGCGGCACCACGAACAAACCUAGCGGGCCGACCGUAUUUGUUCAAUCUAAUAGUUCGUCAACUCAUAUUAUAUUGAACGAGCCAUCGUUUUUGGGUCGUAUGUCUCAAUCAGAUUAUGAUAGUGGAAGAAGCGGAAGUUCUAGCGCAAGUGGUAGUGGUACUGGGAGCGGUACUGCCAAUGACAGUGAUAGCGAAAAUUAUCCUCCAUUAAGCGGAGUCCCUCAAGAGAGAGAUAUUCAUAGACCAUCCGCGUUGGCUCCUUUGGUACGACCUGCUCUUCUGAGAUUUCACUCAUCUCCUGCAUCUUCUACAUUAAGCCCUACAAGACACCAGUUCCGUCUUCCGAACCAAAUGCCCAGAGAAAUCAAGGAAACACUGAAUGCCAGUUACAGAGAGGACGAGACGGGAUCUUCUAUCAAUCAAUACACCGUGAAUGAAGUAAUCGGAAAUGGGUCUUUUGGAUCCGUAAGACUAGCGAUUGACAAAAACACAAACACCCGUUAUGCGAUCAAGGAAUAUUCUAAGCAAAGACUGAAAAAGUUGAAUCGAACUGAACUUAUGCAAUUGAGGAGAAAGGGCAUGAGAGGGAGGCCCCCUCCAAGAACCGCAACCCCACAACAACCUUCUUCUUCGUCCGAUAGUUUUGACCCUUCCAACCCCAUCAACCUGAUUCGUCACGAGGUAGCCAUCAUGAAGAAACUCGAUCAUUUAAAUAUUGUCAAUCUAGUGGAGGUUCUCGAUGACCCACAUGGGGAUUUGCUCUACAUCAUACUGGAAUACUGCGAGAAAGGUGUCAUAAUGCCAGUUAAUAAGGAAGAGCAUCCAAGUGGCCAUUAUUCUGAGGAACAAUGCCGAUUAUACUUUAGAGAUAUGAUCCUUGGGGUUGAGUAUUUGCACUCACAGGGCAUCAUCCAUCGAGAUAUUAAGGCUGACAAUGUCCUUGUCAGUGAAGAUGAUGUUGUGAAAAUUGUUGAUUUUGGUGUUUCAGAAAUGUUUGAGAAAGGGAAUGACGUUAUUAAAAAGACUGCCGGCAGUCCUGCUUAUAUGGCACCAGAACUUAUCUAUCUCAAUGGAGUAGGGGAACCCUCACAAGUUAACAGAAUCAUAUAUGGGCGAGCUGCUGAUAUAUGGUCUAUGGGGGUUCUAUUGUAUUACAUGCGGUUUGGAUUUUUACCGUUUCAGGCCGAUACGGUUACAGACCUAUACUACGAAAUUCUUACGACUAGCCCUAGAUUUGAUGAUGAUGAUGAAUGCGAUGAAUUUUUGAAAGACUUAUUGUUACGGCUUCUCGAAAAAGACCCUCUACAAAGAAUAAAGAUGGAUCAGAUUAGAGAUCAUCCUUGGGUUACAUGCCAAGGACAAGAUCUCUUGUUAUCAACUGAGGAGAACACAGCUGACUGCAUCACCCCAGUGACGGAAGAAGAUUUGCUGAGUGCAUUUGAACUAAUUGAAGGUGUAAUGGACCUCGACCAAGCAACUGCAAAGCUAAGAAAACUUCACGGAUGGAGAGGGUCAUUAAAUGGAUCAAUUUCUAGAGAAUCAUCGAAAUCGCCUGUGUCAAUGUUAUCGGAGGGCAGCGAUUCUGGCACUCAUUCAAUGUUCAAGCUGACAAGAGCAUUGAAUGAAAUUCUCGCAAAAGAUCGGGCUACUGGAAACUGCCCCGUAACGUACGUUUCCCGUUCCAGUGGGACAUCACCUCUUUUGGAUCCCUAUAAUAUGGCUACCUCACCAACGAAAGUUGAAUUGACCCCUUCAAGUGCCCCUUUUGGAAAUCGCGAGUCCAAUGAUUAUUUCAACCAUCAGCAACAGCCUAUACCUAAAAUUAUUACAACAACUUCUGAUUCUAGCAUACCAACCCGAAAAGUAGAAAGUGAUGAUUGUCAAGAACAGGCUCCUGAUACCCAGCCAGACUAUAAUAACGGUGAUCCAGUUAAUACGGAUUUCCUGCCGUUAACCGAAAACUUGGUUGUUGAGUCUAGUAACGAGUCUACCAAGAAAGAGAACAUCGAGACUACAACCGAGCAGAAUAGUGCGCAAAUGCAAAGGCGCCCUAGUAGGAGCAGAACAAGACAGUUCUUGGGACUGGAAAUGACAUCGAUUCGGUCUCGCAGUCUUGACACUGAUGAUAGACUGUAA
Molecule: messenger RNA, 2286 nt
Organism: Sugiyamaella lignohabitans
Lineage: Eukaryota; Fungi; Ascomycota; Dipodascomycetes; Dipodascales; Trichomonascaceae
Gene: TOS3
Product: serine/threonine protein kinase TOS3
Exons: 1
Coding region: 1-2286 (761 amino acids)
Biological process (GO): intracellular signal transduction; protein phosphorylation
Cellular component (GO): cytoplasm
Molecular function (GO): protein serine/threonine kinase activity; ATP binding
Source: RefSeq, a predicted model, not a curated record